UUUUUUUUAAAGGGAAAAGGUUAUAUCGGUUUAGCGUGGAAAACCUGUAAAAGAAUGAUAAAGUGAUAUCUAAUGGAAUUAUGUCCUUAACAACUGGAUAAGAAACAGAAAUAGUAUCAAGCUGAGACUUAACAAGAAACAGAACGUUAAAGCCAAUAAAAGGUCUCUGCUUAUCUGAUAAAUGAUCAAAAAUGCAGUCAUUCACAAAAGUACAUAAAACAGAUUUUUAUUACUUACGUGUCCCAUUUUUAUACGAAUUUAUUGGUACCUUUUGCCAUAAAAAGACAGUGCAGACUGAACAUCUACUUUUGCUUGUACUGUGCUGGAAUUGAAGUCGAUGCUAGCUCUCUGAUUAAGAAUAAUCUUAAAGCUUUUUUGGAAAGGAAAUGCGUAUUCUAGAGAAAAGAAUUGCUUGUUCUUUCCAAAAAUCAUUCAUAUUUUGUUUCUAAAGUAUUAAAUGAACAAAUCUGCUCUGCGUAGAUACAUUUUGUUGUAAGUACAUUUUUUAUUUGUUGAUUUAGGCUUCUGUCUGCAAGCCAGUGUGUUUUGUUGGAUGCCUCUGCCAGUGCAGAGGCUUACCAAAAGGUGGGGAAGCUUUGCUUAGAUUGGUUUAAAAUCUGUGGGUCUGUAAGAGGAUAAUAACAGUAUUUAUGGAGACUGAAAAAGAAGUAGAUGAACAAGAAUGUCAGAUAAGGUGUGCCUGUUCAAAAUCUGCAGCUCAUAACCAAUUCUUCACUUCACUAGAAGGUUUUAAAAAAUCACAAUUGAUUCUACCAAAGCAAGAGGACAAGAAGUUCGAAAAGGGAGUUAGAAAAUGGUGAAGGAAAGCUGUGCUACUAGGCAGGAAUGUGAGAGUUACUAUCACUAUCAUCAUUAUAGGUGAACAGGGAAAGUACUGUCAGUCUUUAGGAAUUCUGUAGAAUGCUAAAAACUUUAAUUUCGUCAAGUAGUGAUUCCUGGAGCCGUGUUGUACAUGGUAGUGUUAUCAUUCUGUAAAAACAAAUAAAUAAACCAGCCGUUCUUGCUAUAAAGAAAAGAUGUGACUACUAAAGGAUUAGAGCCUCAAAAAAAAAAAAAAAAAAAGGGUAGGUCCAUGUCAGUGUGUUGGAGGUUUUGAAUAAUAAUUUUCCAGUGUUUGGAGGACAGUAUUAUGAAUGUGUCUUCUGCACAGGCUUGAAAUGGAGGGAGUAGUCCAUGUGUCUGAGGUGGCAAGAGGGAGAGAGCUUUGUGAACUGAACUCCUGACUUCUGAGCCGCUGGAAGCGCCAGCAGGGGAGAGAAUCAGCGCCCUGGUCCAGUGAACGCAGCAAGGACCUCCUCAUGCAGGCAAGAGGUGGAAAGGGGCCGAGAAAAAGAGCCCAUUGUAUCGAAAAGCUACUAUCUGGAAACAAUUUCCAAGAUAUUGAGGGUCAUCUUAAAGAGCUUGAAGAUGUUGACAUGACUAUUGAAUAUCUUCAGGGGACAGAAGUUACCAAGGCUGUAUACAGAGUACUCAAGAGCUGCCCUUCAGUAGAGUUGAAAAAGAAAGCAAAGCGGCUAUUGUCGAAGUGGAAAGCACUUUACAAGAAUAACUGUGUUCAGUCAGUACAAGUUAAGUCAGUUUCUGGGAAUGUAAAGGAGGAAAUUGAACAUCUCAGUGGGACUCCCAGAGAACAGUUGCUGUCUGAAGGACCUAGUCAGCAGGAAGUAUUAAAUACUGCCCCUUCUCAAGUUUUGGUCCCAUCACAAACUGUUAAAAACGUGGUAUGCAAUGACCCAGAAGGCAGCUUGGAACAGCUCUCCCCUUUUGAGGAACAAUGUAUUGAUAACAAAGAUUCUAAACCUCUUGUUAAUGAAGCAAGCUUGCAGCAGGAUCACAUGAGAGCUCUGAGGUGUAAAUGUGCAGAUCUUCUUUAUAAAGCUAUGAGUGAUUCUGCGAAAGAAAAAGAAGAAACUGAUAAAUGGCUAGAGCUAUCUAAAGAAAUCGAAGAACAUAUUUUUGCUCUUCAUUCUAAAAAUGACAGGAAAUAUAAAAAUUGCAUCAGAAGUAAAAUCUCUAACCUGAAGAACCCUAAAAGUAGCCACUUAAAAUGUAACCUUUUUUCAGGGACUUUGAGUCCAAAGGCUUUUGCUGAGAUGACAGUGAUGGAAAUGGCCAGUGAUGAACUGAAACAGCUCAGGGCCCUGUACACAGAGUCAUCUGUGCAGGAACAUCAGCUUCCACAAGUUAUUAAUGGCACUCAGACAAACAAAAUAAAGUGUAGGCGCUGUGAAAAAUUUGAUUGUACCAUCACUAUGAUUGCCAGAGGAACUCUCUUCCUUCCAGGUUGGGUGCGAAACACAAAUCCAGAUGAACAAAUGUUGACUUACAUUAUUUGUAAUGAAUGUGGAGAACAAUGGUAUCACAGCAGAUGGAUUUGUCUGUAAUGCUGUCCUGUCCUGUGGAGGUUUUACUCGGGUGGGCAGCCAAGUUUGUGGAGCAGAUUCUGGGCCGGAGCUGCAGCCCGUGGAGAGGAGCCCACACAGGAGCAGGUGACCUGGCAGGAGCUGCUGCAUGUGCUGAGGGAUAGACCCCCGUGGUAUGGAGCUGUGUGG
Oxyura jamaicensis (ruddy duck) is the source of this 2573-nucleotide messenger RNA. RefSeq names its product transcription elongation factor A N-terminal and central domain containing (gene TCEANC). Gene Ontology annotation, cellular component: nucleus. Lineage: Eukaryota; Metazoa; Chordata; Aves; Anseriformes; Anatidae. Gene Ontology annotation, biological process: DNA-templated transcription. The coding region runs from base 1320 to 2405 and encodes 361 amino acids. The transcript is spliced from 3 exons. The record is from RefSeq and is a predicted model, not a curated record.